Messenger RNA from Penicillium cinerascens, 831 nucleotides. RefSeq names its product oxidoreductase, short-chain dehydrogenase/reductase family. NCBI's taxonomy places the organism in Eukaryota, Fungi, Ascomycota, Eurotiomycetes, Eurotiales, Aspergillaceae. The record is from RefSeq and is a predicted model, not a curated record. The transcript is spliced from 3 exons. Bases 1 to 831 code for a protein of 276 amino acids.
AUGGUCGGCCGUCUCCAAGGCAAAAACGCCAUCAUCACCGGCGCUGCCGGCGGCAUCGGUCUGGAAACCACGAUCCUCAUGCUCCGUGAAGGCGCGUCCGUCCUCAUGGCCGACAUCUCCGAGCCCGCACUAGCAAAGGCCCUCGCCAAAGUCAAGGAAGUCGUGCCAUCCUCUCCGCGCGUCGAAACCAUCCGCUGCGACGUAUCCAAGGAGGCCGAUGUAGCUGCCAUGGUCUCAACGCUCGACAGCUGGGGCGGCGUGGACGUGAUUUUCAACAAUGCAGGAAUCAUGCACGCGGACGACGCGGAUGCGAUCGAGACGCCGGAGAAGAUUUGGGACUUGACGCAGAAUAUCAAUGUCAAGGGUGUUUGGUUCGGGAGUAAGCAUGCCGUGCAGAGUUUCCGACGGCAUGGGAAGACCAAGGGGAGCGUGAUUAAUACUGCUAGUAUGGUUGCGCUCGUUGGGGCUGCGACGCCUCAGUUGGCGUAUACUGCUAGCAAGGGGGCUGUGCUUGCUAUGACGAGGGAGCUUGCUAUUGUUCAUGCGAGGGAGGGAUUCCGGUUUAACUCGCUCUGCCCUGCGCCUCUCAACACUCCUCUCCUCCAGGACUGGCUUGGUGAUGACAAGGAAAAGCGCUUCCGUCGUGAGGUUCACUUCCCAACUGGCCGCUUCGGCGAGGCUAUCGAGCAGGCCCAUGCAGUGGUCUUCCUGGCCAGCGACGAAUCAUCCUUCGUGAAUGCGACCGACUUUGUCGUCGACGGCGGAUUAACAAAGGCAUAUGUGACGCCCGAGGGACCGGCGACCGCGGCACCAAAGAACUUGGGUUCAUAG